AUGCCCAAUUAUUCGGGGCAUAGACAGCAGAUUAAGAGAAAACAAAACGAUAAAAAAAAAUGCGUUUGUCUGCCAACAGAUUAUAAAGUUAUUGAAUUUCCAGCAGUUUGGUCUGAACUUCGUGCAAAUAGUCAACUUUGUGAUGGCAAAAUAAUAUGCGCGGGAGACGAAAUUUAUCCAAUCCACCGAGCAAUUUUAUCGGCAGUAAGUCCUUAUUUCAAGGCUUUAUUUACCAACAAUUUGAGAGGGAAUACCAGCGAUACGAAGGAAGUGACAAUAAAUUGGGUACCUGGUAAUUUAUUUACAUUAAUCCUGGACUACGCAUACACCGGAACGUGCAAAGUGACUGUUGAAAAUGUUGAACAACUGCUGCCUGUUGCUGAUCAAUUUGAAGUUCUUGGAGUCGUUAAACUUUGCUGUCAGUUUCUGCUCCAAGAACUGUGGCCCGAAAACUGCCUAGGGGUUUAUAAAUACGCGCGACACUAUUUCUGCCACGACCUUGAGGAGAAGACGCGAAAAUACAUAAGACACAAUUUUAAAAAAAUAUUAAGACAGAGCACGGAGUUCAAAGAAUUGAGUUCUGGGGAACUGUGCGCUAUACUUAGUGACGAUGAGCUUAAUGUUAGGAACGAAGAAGUUGUUUUCGAGGCUGUAAAAACUUGGGUGGAAGUUAAGGAACAAGAGAGAUUGGGAUACUUGACUAAACUUCUCAAGUGCAUUCGUUUUGGUCUCAUUAAUUCGAAAUAUAUUUCUAAUAAUAUUUUAACCUGGAAACCUAUUCAAGAUAAUCUGGAGUGUCAACGUAUCAUAGAAUCAUCGAGUACAAAUACAGAAAUAUUUUCCCGUCCACGAAUUCCCUAUGAAAUUUUAUUCGCAAUCGGGGGUUGGAGCGGAGGUUCACCCACAAGUUUUGUAGAAACUUACGACACAAGAGCAGAUCGUUGGUUUUUAUCAGUAAAUACUGACGUGGUACCACGUGCUUAUCACGGUCUGUGUACUUUAAAUAACUUGAUAUACGUGAUCGGAGGUUUCGACGGACGUGAGCACUUCAAUACCGUGCGUUGUUACGAUCCUGUGACAAAGGAAUGGCACGAAAAGGCCUGUAUGUAUCACGUACGUUGUUACGUGAGCGUAUGUACCCAUGGGGGUAAAAUUUACGCCCUGGGUGGCUCAAAUGGACGGAUACGACUGUCAUCUGGCGAGAGGUACGAGCCGAAACGGAAUCAGUGGGAAAUGAUACCGCCUAUGCAUCGGCAGCGUUCAGAUGCAUCGGCAGCUGCGCUGAAUAAUAAAAUUUACAUCGUCGGCGGGUUCAAUGGAGAAGACAUUUACAGUUCUGCUGAGGCGUUUGACGUCGAAACGAGUCAAUGGAGUUACAUAAAAUCGAUGAUCAAUCCCAGGACUGGAGUUUCCCUUGUGGCUUUUCGUGACAGCCUCUACGCGUUCGGGGGAUACAGCGGACUCACCCGACUUACUUCUGCGGAAAGAUAUAAUCCGAGUCAGCCGGAAGAGUGGCAAGAAGUUACGCAAAUGUUUCGUGCCAGGAGCAACUUUGCUACCGUUAUUUUAGAUGAUAUGAUUUUUGUUAUUGGCGGCUAUGAUGGGUAUACGACCAUUGCUUAUGUUGAGUGUUAUGACCCCGAUACAAAUGAAUGGUACGACGCAUCGCCCAUGAAUUUGAACAGAAGUGCGUUGAGUGCUUGUGUGAUUCCUGGAUUAAUUAACGCCAAAGAUUAUUCGUAUCUCAGUAAAACAAAAAAUUUCGGACAAGGGCAAGCUGGUGCGAGAAAUCGCGGGAAACCUGACCAAAGUGGAGAAGGUCCGCACAUUGAACUAGACGACGAAAUUAACGAACCCGAUGGUGGAUCACGCUCGCAUCGAAAUUAG
Molecule: messenger RNA, 1887 nt
Organism: Microplitis demolitor
Lineage: Eukaryota; Metazoa; Arthropoda; Insecta; Hymenoptera; Braconidae
Product: kelch-like protein 10
Exons: 6
Coding region: 1-1887 (628 amino acids)
Molecular function (GO): protein binding
Source: RefSeq, a predicted model, not a curated record